CAAUGGCCACAGACUUAGUCAAAUAAACCAUUUUUAAUUCCUCACUUAAUAAUGAAUGAUUGGCCUUACUAGACUAAACAAUCAAUCUCACUGGAAUUAAGAGUGAAUGAAUACUUCCAUUCUCAUGGAGAAAUCAUGGUUCUUCAUCUUUUCUGCAUCCUUUUUUCUCUUUCUCUUUCUCUUUCUAAUUUUGAAGCAAUUUCUAGUAAAACCAACACCAUAUAAGAAUCUCCCACCAAGUCCUCCUUCAUUUCCGAUAAUUGGGCAUCUUCAUCUCCUGAAACAACCCAUCCACAGAACACUACACAGUCUGUCAAACAAAUAUGGUCCAAUUUUGAAUCUUUCAUUCGGUAAUCGCAGAGUGCUGCUCGUAUCUUCCCCAUCGGCAGCAGAGGAAUGCUUUACUAAUUCUGAUAUCGUCUUUGCCAAUAGACCCCGUCUUCUUGCCGGCAAGUACCUAACCUAUGACUACACCACCAUGGUGGCCGCCCCUCAUGGUGAUCAUUGGCGCAAUCUCCGCCGCCUUGCUUCACUUGAAUUCUUCUCAACCAGUCGCCUUAACAUGUUUUUGGGUCUUAGGCAGGAUGAGAUCUUGUUUUUAAUUAAAAUGCUAUAUCAAAGUUGCCGGCAAAAUUUCACGAAAGUGGAGAUGAAGUCAAAGUUAUUCGCGUUGUCUUUUAACAUCAUCAUGAGGAUGGUUUCCGGGAAAAGGUAUUUUGGUUUGGAAAUUGGUGAGUCUGAGGAGGCUAAGCGUUUCCGAGAAAUUAUAAGGGAGAUUUUUGAAGUUAGUGGAGCAUCAAAUCCAGGGGAUUUCUUGCCCUUUUUACGAUGGCUAGAUUUCCAGAGCCAUGAAAAAAGAAUAAUAACAGUACAUAGUAAGUCUGAUAGAUUUAUGCAGAACUUGAUUGAUGGGCAUCGAAACAAAAGAAAUUGUUCAGCUGGAGAAAGAAGAAUCGACACAAUAAUCGAUUCAAUGCUGUCUUUACAAGAUUCUCAGCCUGAGUACUACUCUGAUGAAAUUAUCAAAGGCAUGGUGACGACACUGUUACUUGCAGGCACAGACACAUCCGCAGUGACUAUGGAAUGGGCAAUGUCACUUCUCCUGAACCAUCCUGAAGUGCUAAAGAAAGCCAGAGCUGAGCUUGAUAAUCUUGUUGGUCAUGAUCGUUUAGCAGAAGAACCUGAUUUGGCCAAGUUGCCUUAUCUCCAAUGCAUAAUCAAUGAGACUCUGCGACUGUUUCCAGCAGCACCACUUCUAGUGCCGCAUGAAUCAUCCGAUUACUGCAGAAUCGGUGGGUACGAUGUACCCCCAUCAACAAUGCUGUUUGUUAAUGCAUGGGCUAUACAUAGAGAUCCCAAAGUCUGGGAGGAUCCCACAAGUUUCAAGCCAGAAAGAUUUGAAAGAUUAGAUGGUGUGGGUGAGGCUUAUAACUUUAUACCAUUUGGGCAAGGAAGAAGAGCGUGCCCUGGGGCUGGCCUUGCAAAUAGGGUAAUGGGGUUAGCAUUAGCCAGUUUGAUUCAGUGCUUUGAGUGGGAGAGAAUUAGCGAAGAGGAAGUGGACCUGACAGAAGGAACCGGUAUUACUAUGCCCAAAGCCAAGCCACUUCAAGCUAUGUUCAAAGCUCGCGAGUCUAUGUUCAAUGUCCUUUCAAAGCUAUGAUAGUCGCUUUGAUUGCUUUUGUAUCUUAUUAAUAAUAUUGCAGUCUUCCUUUGUAAUGAAAUCUAUAGGAUUUAAAAGUUGUUUAUGGCUUCCCUAUCUUCUUGUAUAGAGGUUGAUUUGAUGUUUAUAUCGGAUUUCAAAGUUGUUUA
Messenger RNA from Mangifera indica (mango), 1809 nucleotides. RefSeq names its product cytochrome P450 81Q32-like. The transcript is spliced from 2 exons. NCBI's taxonomy places the organism in Eukaryota, Viridiplantae, Streptophyta, Magnoliopsida, Sapindales, Anacardiaceae. The record is from RefSeq and is a predicted model, not a curated record. The coding region runs from base 107 to 1660 and encodes 517 amino acids. Gene Ontology annotation, molecular function: monooxygenase activity; oxidoreductase activity, acting on paired donors, with incorporation or reduction of molecular oxygen; heme binding.